AUAGAAGGUAUCUGAAUUAGUGGGUAUGGACUGUAACUGUGAUAACUUCAUGCUUCUUCCUCAAUGAUGAUGGGAUGCUAAUAAUACGUACCUACGAAUAUUUAGUUACAACCACCACACCUAAAUAUUUUCUUGAUUGCUACGACAUUCAGCAGGUUUUCUUCUGCAAUUCGGGGUCAGGAUUUGAGAGUCGUCAAUUACAUAGAUAUACUAUAAAGUUACAAGCGUCUAUAUAAUUUCGCAGUUGAUAAAAUAUGGCAGUUAGAUAAAAAUGAAUCGUGAAAUUCAGUUAGUGUUUCUGUGAGUACCUAUGAUCUAUAAUCUAUAUACUACCUAUCAAUCAAUAAUAAUUUUAAAAUCGCUUAAAGGUUCAAAAUAAAAUCGCAAAUUGUUAUCGACAUACGAGACGAACUACAUUGCCUACUUAACUGUAGAGAUACCAAAACAAAAGCUGGUCAGUUCAGUGCUCGACAUAAAAUUACAGUCACAGGACGUGCGCGGGAACAGAGCGUGUAGCCAACGCGAAUAACAUAAUUGUAGUCGAAUAAUAGACCAGUGCAUUAUAACGAAAUCACGCGACAACAUUGCAACAAGUGCAACAUCCUGCAUUUGAACUAAAUUAUCUAACAAACGAGCACCUAUUCCAAAACGAUGCAGGUGCAAUAUCUCUUUUAUUUCUUUCUAAUAAAAUUCUCUUUUGCCCAAAUAAACGGCGAGUUCUGGUGGUUAAACGAUAAACUAGCCAGCUUUCAGAGUGUGCGACCACCGCCACCUACGUUUGAAAAUUUGAGUGAGUUUGAUACGGAUGAAAGUGCGAGAAUUGUAUUUAGAGAUAACAAACCAGACAGUGAAGUAGAAUUUUCGGAGAGUAUAAGUAUCAGUAAUAGUGAACCUGAAAGAGCCUCUAAAGAAAUAGUUAAUCACAACAUUAUAAAGUGGCCAGAAGAAGAAAAGAAAGUUUAUUUUAGUAAUGUAAACAGUAACAGUAUUACAGAAUCUGGAGAGGAACGAACUGACUCGCCUGAGAUUGGUGACAAAUUCACAUUUAGAUUUCCUGAUGGCGAUAAUUUUAUAUGGAAAGAUUUAUUUAAUUCUACAACUGUUUCACCCACUACUACGAGUGAAAACAAUACUGAAAAUAUAAAUAAUGGGAGCAUUCUGUACAAUGAUAAAAUAUCAUUUAAUAUGAAUUACCGAGAGAAACAGUCUGAAAGUAUUUGCACAUUUAUAAAAAGAGCCGAAUGCAGUCAGCGUAACGGAGUCGUUUUAGAUAUCAAAGCAGCAAGCAAAAUCAACAAUAACCAAUACAAAAUAUGUUGUGUGCUUCCGUUAGAAAAUAAAAACCAGGAACAAUCAAAAAUAAUAUUCCCGGACACCUCAAGAAAAAUAAAGCGACCCAAAAGAUCGAACAAGGAAAAUUAUGCUCAAAAGCAAAGAGACAUUUUGCUUCAACGUAGAUAUGCACAACAAAGCCACAAAUCAAAGCCUACACAGACAAAGAUUUCUACUCCUGACUACGAUUACGACGACCCAUAUUGGAAUGUAAAAAAUUUGAAACACCAAAACAAUCAGAAACAAGAACCGAACACAAGAUAUGAUUAUAUAGAUGAUUAUGUUGAAGAUUAUGUAGUUGAAGUACCAAAACCGGGACUCACUGGAUUAUAUUCGGAUCAUGGACAAAGUCGUCCUGAUUGGACUUUCUUCAAUAAAAAUAAAGGUUCAGUAUAUGGAAGCGAUGAGGAUUAUGACGAUAAUGACAGUGGCCAGUUCGGAUACUCUACUAUUGAUCCUAGACUCGGAACUGACAAGAAAUCUAAACGCGGGAAGCCAUUAAAAUUAUCGACCGCAUCAGACGAAUCGAACUACAAAGCAGAAAGUCAAACUAUUAGCUAUCAGUCCAACCCAGACUUCAAUGUUUUACAAGAUUUUAAACUCCUUAAUUUAAUGAGAAACAAAAGUAAGCCGCGACCAUUUGUAGCGAGAACAACAACAACGGAAAGCUUUGCAGAGGAUGAUAGCAAGGAAUCAUUAGUUAAUGGACCCUUUGAAGCGAGUUCUGAAAUUAAUAAUAGUGAUUUUGAAGACCUUCAAGUAUUUCAUGGUUGUGGAAAGACAUCAAAGACUUUGAAUUCAAAAAAUAAAGGCAAGCAGAUAGGUGACACAGAGAACGGCUCGCACCCCUGGCUGGCACUAGUGGUACCGACACAUAAGCUGAACGUUGUGCAAUGCUACGCCACGCUCAUUCAUCCCCAAGCUGCCGUCACUGCAGCAGAUUGCGUGCAUAGGAGCUCCCCCGGGGACGUGACACUAAUCGUCGGACUUUGGAACCUCAAUGAGAGAUCGCGGUCAAGAAGCCGAGUCAUUUCCUACCGCUUGCAUCCCCAAUAUAAGCAUGGGGGAUUGAACAACAACUUGGCGUUUUUGCACUGGAAGCGACCGUUUAGACUUGGGACCAAUAUUCAUCCGGCGUGUUUAGCUGAUCCGCGAUUGGGAGAUGAAUGCCUGUUCAUCGGAUGGGGAGGAUUUGAUCAAGCCAUGCGUCCAAAGUCUCGGUGGCAACGUGCAUCACUUCAUACUUGCAACGGACGACUAUCGCUCAAUGGGAUCAACGUGCCGAAAGAAGCAUUGUGCGCAUCUGUGCAGGCCCGCAGUACGGUGACUGGUAUAGGCGGUUCGUUGAUUUGCAGCAUGCACGGACGUCAAGCGGCGGUAGCGAUCGCCGUGUCUCGGGACAGUACGCUCGUUCUACUGCCCAUACAUGAAUGGGCCAUGCGGGCUAUUGCAGUAUUAAAGGACUAAUAUAAGACAAGAUCACGGUUACAUCACAAGUUGGGUGCUCACGCGAUCACGAGCGGCUCGUCGUCUGAAAACCCGUGGAUCGGAGGCACGUCGUCGUCAUCUGAAGCAAAUAAUGGUUAUUUUUAGCACUUUUCUUUAGCUGUAAGUUUGAUUUGAUUUAAAUAAUAAAGUUUUACAUUCACUAUAUAA
Helicoverpa zea (corn earworm) is the source of this 2988-nucleotide messenger RNA. RefSeq lists its product as uncharacterized. Gene Ontology annotation, molecular function: serine-type endopeptidase activity. The transcript has 9 exons. Bases 652 to 2799 code for a protein of 715 amino acids. Lineage: Eukaryota; Metazoa; Arthropoda; Insecta; Lepidoptera; Noctuidae. The record is from RefSeq and is a predicted model, not a curated record. Gene Ontology annotation, biological process: proteolysis.